GGAGCGAAGCUGGGCACCAAGGACACCGCGACCCUGGAGCAGCAGCAGAGCUACGCGGACCAGGAGGAGGCGCCGAACACCAAGGACCACACGACGCACGAGAAGAAGCGGAACUACGACGACCAGGAGGAGACGCUGAACACCAGGACAGAGAAGCAGCAGAACCGCGACGACCAGGACCCGGCGCUGGGCACCAAGGACACCACCCUGGAGCAGCAGAGCUUCACAGACCAGGAGGAGGCGCUGAACACCAAGGACCACGCAACGCACGGGAAGCAGCGGAAGUACGACGGCCUGGACGAGACGCCGGGCGUCGGGGACGCCACGACCCUGGAGCAGCAGAGCUACGCAGACCAGGAGGAGACGCUGCACACCAACUACGUCGACCAGGACGAGGCGCUGGGCGCGCAGGGGCGCGAAGAUAACGCGGCGCGCGAGGUGCCGCCCACUUUCAUCGAUCUCGUACACGACGUCGUGCGGAUGCGGCUCGAGGAGGGGCGCAAGGUCACAGCCCCGUGGAUGUGCGUCUUCGAGCCGACGAAGAGGACACCGACAUAG
Prorocentrum cordatum is the source of this 558-nucleotide messenger RNA. The record is from the annotation of a GenBank genome assembly. Lineage: Eukaryota; Dinophyceae; Prorocentrales; Prorocentraceae.